AAUGUGCGCCAGCGAAGUCGGCGGCGGCCGGGGCCGGGGCUGGGGCCGGCCGGAGGACAGCGUCGUCAACGUCGUCAGGCGUCGUCGGGGCCCGGGGCUCGAAACGGCAAACUGGCCGACUCGGAGGAGCCGAUGCGAGAGGCGCGGCGAGCCGAGGCGGCCUGUCUCGACUGCGCCAAGCGACUGUGCGCCAAAUGUCGACUGUUGCACGCCGGAAUGCCGGUUACCGCGGCACAUGUCAUCAUCCGCGUCGACCAGUUGGACGCGAUGCGAUGCCAACGGCAUCCUCGUGAGGUGCGUCGUUUCUACUGUCGCACAUGCCAGACGUUCGUCUGCCUCGUCUGUACCUUCGACGCCGGCCGAGAGACGGACAGCGUCGGCGGCCUCAGACCGACGCCGGUGACGCGACGACGUCGAGCCGACGCCGACGAUGACGACGACGACGACGACGACGACGACGACGACGACGACGACGAGGACGAAAAUGGAGAUGGAGAGGGCCAUGCGAAUCACGACGUGCUCUCGAUGAAACAGGCCAUCGAGGCCUACCAACGCCAGUUGGACGAGGACUCGGCCGAGGCGCAGGAGAAGGCCGAGCAACUGGAGGUGUUGCUGACGAGUCAGCGCAUCUGCCAGACGUACGUCUGUGAGCUCUACUUCGCCGUGAAUCAGGCGAGCAAGGAGGCCAUCCGAACCAUCCGCGAACGACAGGCGGCUCUUUUGGCCGAGAUCGACGCCAAUUUGGGCGUUCGGCUGGAGAGUCUGACGAGCGAGAACAACCGACUUGCCGGCGCCAUCGAGGAAUGGUACGCAUUUGUGCACGACGCUGGCCUACCACAUCGUCUGGACAACUUGGAUGCCAUCGAGGCGCUGACCGAGGCGGGCGCCCUUGUCGAGAAGGUGAGAUUUUGCUCGCGGCUACAAAUGUUGACCAUUUUGCAUUCGCUCUCCGAGGCUACCAGCAAGUCAGAAAUGUGA
Messenger RNA from Protopolystoma xenopodis, 978 nucleotides. The record is from the annotation of a GenBank genome assembly. NCBI's taxonomy places the organism in Eukaryota, Metazoa, Platyhelminthes, Monogenea, Polystomatidea, Polystomatidae.